This is a messenger RNA of Andrographis paniculata, 1186 nucleotides long. Its product is annotated as oxygen-evolving enhancer protein 1, chloroplastic-like. The coding region runs from base 91 to 1077 and encodes 328 amino acids. Lineage: Eukaryota; Viridiplantae; Streptophyta; Magnoliopsida; Lamiales; Acanthaceae. Gene Ontology annotation, molecular function: oxygen evolving activity. The transcript has 2 exons. Gene Ontology annotation, biological process: photosystem II assembly; photosystem II stabilization. The record is from RefSeq and is a predicted model, not a curated record. Gene Ontology annotation, cellular component: photosystem II oxygen evolving complex.
AAUCUAACCUAUCUAUCAGGAAAGAAAGAAACCAGGUAGAAUUGAAGCAGAUCAGUAGUAGUACCUGAAAAGAAUAGAAAAGAAAAGAAAAUGGCGAGCAUACAGGCAGCUGCUGCCACUGCCACUGCCACCCUGAUGCAGCCAGCCAAGGCAAGAAUCCAACAGCAGCAUCUCCGAUCGUCCCCAAGCGUGACCAAGUCCUUCGGGUUCGAUCCCACCAGCUCCAGGCUCUCGUGCUCCCUCAAGGACUUGACCCAGAAAUGCACUGAUGCUGCCAAGAUUGCUGGAUUUGCUCUCGCCACUUCUGCCCUUAUUGCAGCCGGAGCGAAUGCAGAAGGAGUGCCGAAACGUCUAACCUACGAUGAAAUCCAGAGCAAGACUUACAUGGAAGUGAAAGGAACCGGGACUGCUAAUCAGUGCCCAACCAUCGACGGCGGCGUCGACAACUUUGCCUUCAAAUCCGGCAAAUACUAUGCCAAGAAGUUAUGCUUAGAGCCGACGUCAUUCACCGUCAAAGCCGAGGGCGUAAACAAGAACGCGCCCCCGGAAUUCCAGAAGACUAAGCUCAUGACUCGUUUAACCUACACCCUCGACGAGAUCGAGGGGCCCUUCGAGGUCUCCUCGGACGGGAGCAUCAAGUUCGAAGAAAAAGACGGAAUCGACUACGCAGCAGUCACCGUGCAGCUUCCCGGUGGCGAACGUGUCCCCUUCCUAUUCUCGAUCAAGCAGCUCGUGGCGUCGGGGAAGCCCGAUAACUUCGGUGGAGAAUUCCUCGUCCCGUCGUACAGAGGCUCUUCGUUCCUCGACCCCAAGGGUAGGGGCGGAUCGACUGGCUACGACAAUGCUGUCGCAUUGCCUGCCGGAGGACGGGGAGACGAGGAGGAGCUCGAGAAGGAGAACAUCAAGAACGUCGCGUCUUCGUCGGGGAAGAUCACCUUGAGCGUCACGAAGAGCAAGCCCGAGACUGGCGAGGUGAUCGGAGUGUUCGAGAGCACUCAGCCGUCCGACACCGAUCUGGGAUCGAAGGCUCCGAAGGAAGUGAAGAUCCAGGGGAUCUGGUACGCCCAGCUCGACUAGUAGAAUCCUCGCCGGCUCUGCUGCCGCGGAUUAGAUUCUACUCGUUCGAGUUUUUUUCUGUAAUUGUAUCAGCGUUGUUCUUCAAUACAUGUCUCUGUGUGAAACUCGA